AACUAACCUUGGUCCCUAGUGGAUUCUGCAUCCAAGGGGUCAACGACUGAAAUUGCGGGUUUCGUUAGAUUUUCGGUAGCGAUAAGUUAUUGAGAAUGAUUGGGGAGUCGGCAGUAGUAGUUGGAUGUAGUUUAUACGUGUUUUGCAGUCAGUUUGAGUUGAAACAAAGCGCUGGUUACAUCCUAUUUCAUGUAACAGGUAAGUGUUAUACCGAGUGAAAGCAACAUUCCCUCAUCAUCGUCCUGGUAUAGUUAUUACUGUUUCAGGAGUAUCUCGAUUGAAGAUUAAAGAUCAUAUGAGUAAAUAUAUGGGGAAGCAUGAUAAUCACAAAUCUCGUCGUUCUGUUGGCCUAUAUAUAUAAAAUUUUAAUCGCCUCUCACUAAGUCGGAAGAAUUUUAACUUUCAUAUUAAUUUCUGAUAUAUGCGUUUAAAUGCUCUCCAAUGUUUUUGUCUUAGUUUUUUUGGUCGCUUGUAUUCCAUCGGUGAAGUGGACUGCAGGGAUAAGAAAAUGGUUUGAUUUAAGGUGAGUAACACUCUUGGUUUUUUUAUCCAGUAUGUGAUUGCCUGUCUUGAUCAUGGAUUCAAACUGAAUAAUUAGAUCUUAUCUUAAUCGCUUAUUUUGAGAAGCACUUUGUACAAUAUUUAGGCCAAUUGCUAGAGACGGCAUGGAAAUUGGUUCACUUCUAGUUCCCAUGGUGAUCACAAGUCAAAUGGCAUUUCUCGAGAAAUGGGACAGUAAAUACAUGUAUCUCAAAGUCACAGGUAACAACCAAGUUCACCACAUACAUAAUCUGACAGAGUCUUGUCUGUAUUAUUUUGCAAAGUUACUGAUAAAUGGUUUUUGUCAAAUUUUUUCCCUUAGAGGUGGAAAGAUCUUAUCUGUUGGCUUCUCAGUUGAUGGGCAUGUUCACUGCCUCCAUUCUGCUGAUUAUAAAUCAUGUGAAACCUAUGAUGUCAUCAGUCUUCUUUUUUAUGGUCACGGCCUGCAUAGCAGCUACAAUAGGUGUUCAGCUGGGUAUGCACAGUUCAAUUUUAGUUUAUCCAUUAUUGAGCAUUGAAAAAUUAAUUUGAGGUAUAUCCUCUGGUAACCUUUUACAGGAACAUUGUAAGUGAUGGCAAAAACUUUCUUGUGUUUGAACUUGCUUAUGAGGGUUUGGGACACAGAUCUAAAGUAACAUUAGAUUUAGAAGGUAGGAUCCAAAUGCUAAUUGCAGUGUUUUGGUACUGUAAAAGGAAAAAUGCAAAGAAUGAUGGGUCAGGUAAGUAAAUGUGUGUUGAUGCUAUAUUGUACACAAGUAAUCCCCAAAAGUGGCUGCAUUUAUUUUGUAAUAUGAGGUUUAUGGCCUUUUUUCAUUACAGAUGUUGAUAUUAUGUGGGUGUCCAUAAGUGUGUUGCUAUACUUUGUUGCUCUCUUUGCCAUCUUGCGGUGGAUACCAGGAUGUUUUACCAUUGGUGAGGCCAUGAUUGUGACACAAGCAGUUGUUUUGGUGGCAAUUGAUUCAUAUGCAAACCUAGGAAUAAAGGUAAACAUGCAAGUAAAAGAUUAAGUGUCAUUAGAAACAGUUUUAGGAAUGCUAUAUGUGUAGGAAGUAAAGUUUUGACCAAAGUUUUUCAUUGGAAUUUUAGGCUCAUACUGAAAUUCAGAAUUAUCUGUUUUCAGUUAGUAUACAUUUCACCAACCUUCUAUAAUCUGUUUGGAAUUCAUGCUGAGGUUGCAAGAGGAACUCAUACUUUGUGGAUGCAGGUAACAUAUACCUUAUUCAUGUUGUGUUUGUUUACUUGGCUCCAAAUACUAGUACUAAUCAAUCCUCAUGGCUCAAAUUAAAUACAGUGGAAUCUCCAUUCAGGGAAAACUUUUAGGACAAAGGCAAGUUUCCUCUGAAUAUAGGUUGGGUUGUCUAACCCAACAUAAAAUUUCUUUCUAGAAAACAGAUGAUCAGGGGUUGUGUAAAAAUCUGAAUACAGACAAGUCUACCGAUUGUUAUCGUGUCCACUGAUUACUUUUAUGUGUCAAUUGUUUACUUAAGAAAUCUCUCUAUACUCAAAAAUCUCUAUCUUGACAUUCAGCUUUUGUUGGUUGGAUCAUUGACAACUGGUCUUCUCCUUCUACCAGUGUUUUACUAUCUCUCUUUAGUAAGGUGAGUCUUGAUAUGAGGUAAAAUUUGUAACUGGAUGUAAAGAAAAGCUUGUGAUAGGAACAGCAUAGGUUUGCUAAGUUACUUAGGCACAUCAAAUUAGCCUUCUUACUAUACAAAAUCUGUUGAAUCUGGAAGUACUGUUUCUAGUGCUGAAUGGGAAGAUAGUCUGUCCAAGGUUAUUUUAAUUGCUCCCCAACAUUGGUAUUUAUAUUCUUCACACUGUUCUGUUGGACAAACAGGAGCCUUUUAACCUGGUGAUCAUUUCCUUCAUUCUCAUGACCUUUACAUUUGAUUUAAGACUGACACAAGGGUUAAGCAUCAUAUUUGUGUGGUUCAUUUGAGUUUGCUUCUGAAUCUCAAGAAUAGAGAGAGAAAAAAAGGUCUUUUGGAACAGAGAAAUGUGUCACCCUGAUAGUAACUGUCACAUAUAGAUGAUUGUCUUUACAUAAUCUUACUUAGCAGUCAGAGUAAAUCAUUAUCCUUAUGGUAGUUCAGGCCUCUGUUUCUGGGGUGAGCUUGAUUUUUGAUCAGUUAUUCACAUGUACUGUUUGCUUUCUAGGGACUAUUGGGAGAGAUUAACUGGUUACAUGGCUUUCUAUGCUGUAUUGUUGUUUACAUUCUUUGCUCUCCUGUUGCCAUGGUCUGUGCUCAUUUUGGGUGGCAUCAAUCCAUUUGUGUGGCUAUGGGACUAUUUAGACACUGGGAACAUUAGGGUAAAGCUGCCUGUUAAACUUCUACAAAUUAUUUAAAUACAAUUGUGUCCAUCAGUCAUUGUAUGUGAACUGCAAUGAAAAAUCUUACAAAGUCUAUGCUGUUUUGGACAAACAAAGCAUUUUAAAUUUGAAUUUUUGUUAAUCCUAAUUAAUGAUCACUAAAUUAUUAACAGUGAUAUGUAAUGUGAUUCUAAUCUCAUUGCUGAAUGAUUAAAAUGUAAAAUAAAAUAAAAAUAAAAAAAAGUAAAGGUAAAGAAUCCGAUCCAACCGACGCGUCGGCCGACGCGUUGGCCACUGUUUAUCCUUCUGUUCAUCCUCCGUACAAGAUGCGUCGGUGGUGCGUCGGUGGUGCGUCGGUGGUGCGUUGGUGGUGCGUCGCUGGUGUGUCGGUGGUGCGUCGGUGGCUUUGUUUGGACCUUAUUUAUGUAAAUCAAUGCUAAACCUUCCUUUUACACACUUGUCUGUAAUUAAUGUAUCAUUAAAGAUUCCCAGACAGAUUCACGGUCUCGUUUGUUCGUUGUGUUGUAGGAGAGCAAUGAGGCGGGGAAUAAUCAUAAGUUUUAAAAAAGUCUCAAGAAAAACAGGAGUUUCAGUUGCGUUUGCUCUUUUGAUCGCUUUGUAUCGCAAACUGUCUCCUAAUACUGACUUUUCAAACAGACACAGAACAAGGUAUUAGCCUCAAACCGUUUUUUCUAAAUCGUAAAUGCUAAAGUACACGUAGUUUUUCCCGAUCUUGUUUAUUUCUAUUUUUUUAAAAAAAUUAAAUUCGUGUUUGUAUUUCUUGCAGAUGCCGCUAGUUCGUUACUGGUUUUGUGUCGUUUUUGUAGCUGUAGGGUUUGUUGCAUGGAAAAGUCUGCGACGUCAAUCAUCGCCAAAUGCCUCUGGCACGAUAACUCGUAAAGUUUUCCACCUCUUGGCGUUAGCGAUCUACAUACCAGGCGUGAUUUACGAGCCAAACAUAACCCAUUUAGCUUCAUCCGUCGCUGUUGCAGCUUUUCUAUUUAUAGAGGUAAGUGAAGGAGGAUGUUGGUUUGUUGUGCCGUCCUUGAUCACCUUUUCCUUGACUUAUCCUCGGCUAAGAACCUGUUACGUUCACGUAGAAUCCAAAAGAACAGGGCUCAGAUAGAUAACAGUCACAAAACGGGUAAAAAUCUUUCAGUACUUACAUGGAGGUAAAUCCAUUUUUUCUCAUUCUAGAGAUACUCUCUUGUAAAUCUUCUUUGAAUAAUCUAAUGUGGAUAAUUACUGAACUUACUUGUUGUCUUGUAACAUUAAUUUCACAAACCUUACUGAGUUUUAUCCCAAAUUGUGGCUCACAAGUAUUGUCACCGCCUCCGCCCCCCUCCAUAACAAACUCGAAAUAACGUGUGUCAAGGCCAAUACGUUGGACGUGAAAUAUCAGAACAUAACCCUGGAAAAAAAAAUUGUGAACAUGUUUUGAAUUUUGUUUCUCAGUACAUCCGAUUGUACAGAAUAGGACCGUUUGGUGAAACAAUUCACUCAGCACUUGAGGUGUUCUUAGAUGAGAAAGAUUCUGGGCCACUCAUUCUAACCCACUUGUAUUUGUUACUGGGCUUUGCUGUGCCGUUGUGGUUAUAUCCUGUCGAUUACCUGAAGAGUGACUCCACUGGUAAGUUCAGUUUCUCGAUAAGAUCCAUUCCGAUAGAGGAAAAAAGAACGGAAGUUCCAUUACAGUAAAUGGUUUGAACCCGGGGGUAACAUGUAAUAGUGUAGUUUGAUCGUCCGGGUGAGUGUAGUCCUGAGAAGGACUGUUGUCGGUAGUGGUGACUGACGUUUGGACAACCUGAGAAACGUCAGUCAUCACUACCGACAACAGUCCUUCUCAGGACUACACUCAACCGGACGAUCAAACUACACUAUUACAUGGAAGUUCCAUUAAUGCUUGUUAGGGCGCGGUUGGCCUGGGAUCUAUUCUCGUCAGGUUACUGUGAAUUUGUUUGUCCAAUCACAGGCUGCAAGCUUGCACUGUAUUCUGGGAUCCUUUCCCUUGGUAUUGGCGACACGAUGGCAUCCGUUGUUGGGAAAAGAUUUGGACGCUGUCGCUGGCCGGGUGAGUAUCUUAAAACUUCCUAAAGACGCUAGGAUUUGCUUUAAAUGCGCCUUUGUUUCUGUUUAUGGGCUAAAAAUUUGCCUUAUUUCACUUAAGGUGGAGUGAAAACUGUGGAAGGAACAUUAGCUGGUAUCGCAUCGCAAAUGUUGUUUCUUUGGAGUCUCCAUCAUAAAGGUUAAACACUAUCUAUUUCGUAUCAUAUUUCAGACAUUAAAUUCUUGUAUUUUGCUUAAUAUUUGCCGUUAGAGACGUUUGCGAGGUUUAUAAACUUCUCUCUCCCAGCGAAUCCUGUCUGAUUAAGGCCCCGAUCAGACAAGCAAUAUAAAACUUAUGAAGCUCUCCGCAACAAUAAGAAGGCAAAACUGAGAUUUCUCCACUAGAGCCCUCAAGUUCUUAUCGAAAGAAAAUGUGAGUGAGCUACCCAAGGUUCCCCACCCCUCUCUCGCCUUCGGGAAAUAUCAACAUUUUCUCUUCUGUAUUGAAAAUUAUGUUUUUUUUUUGUUUUUUUUUCCAGGUUUUCUAUUUUUACCAGAAGAACGAUGGUUACCAGUAUCCAUGGCGAUAAUUUCCGGGUCUGUGCUCGAGGGAUGGACAACACAGAUUGAUAACAUCGUACUCUCGCCUUUCUUAUGCUCGCUUCUAAUGUUCAAAUGUAGAUAGGACAUUGUUUAACCAAUGCUGCGGAGAACAGAACGUUGUAUGCUGAUAUUUAUAACAAACAGACGCGUUUGUUAUAUGUGUGUACUUCCCCAACCAUCCCCAUUCACCAUUCACGUGAAAUAUUCGCUGUCAUUUUCGGCAGAUGAUGCUGAAAUUGUGGUAAUAUCCAAAUAGCAGGAUGCAAAUCAGUUUUUGUGUUUGUUUGUUUGUUUUUUUUUUAAUGUAGGUUGGCACUUUCAUACAGUAUUUCAUUUUGACCAAGUGUCCAAUUAUCUUGUGACUUCAUAGAUCGAUGGUCGAUACUCUACAAUAGACCAUGAGUCAAAAUUCUAGGCACCUUGAUCCUUUUGUGGUCAGCACAUGAAAGUGAAAACAAGUCACAACGGUAAACCAUGGAAAUAUAAAAGAUUUAAGUAUGCAGACAUUCGUUUUUGUAUUAUGGUUUGCACUG
Molecule: messenger RNA, 6033 nt
Organism: Pocillopora meandrina
Lineage: Eukaryota; Metazoa; Cnidaria; Anthozoa; Scleractinia; Pocilloporidae
Source: the annotation of a GenBank genome assembly